AUGAAUGACAAGCUCGUGGAGACUAUCCAUGCGGUCGGAGCUAAGUUCUGCAAGACCCGCCGCAGAAGAACACAAAAACUCUCUGAUCACACUCUUAAUCUCAUGACUGUUAGACGGGAGAUGAGGCUGCAAUCGUCAACAGAUUUGACAGCAUACAGGCAACUGAACAGACAGAUCUCGAAAUGCAUGCGGCGAGACUUACGCAACUUUAAUACUGCUCGUAUUAAAAAAGCGAUCGAGUGGAACCAGGGCUCCAAAGUCUUUGCCAGAGAUCUGUCUGCCAGAAAGAGCCAACUGUCAAGGCUGAAGACUGAGUGUGGCAACAUCGUUACCGGGACACCUGAGAUUCUGAGUGAGAUUGAGAGGUUCUAUGGGCAGCUGUACACAUCAUCGUUGGAGCCACACGCAAGUGUGAUGAACGAUCCAAGAGCAAGUCUUAUCCGACACUAUUCCGAUGAUAUCCCGGGCGUCAGUCUGAGCGAGAUUAGAAUGGCUCUCCACCACCUUAAAAACGGCAAGACCCCGGGCGGGGAUGGAAUUACAGCGGAGCUUCUGAAGCGGGUGGAACACCGGUACUUGAAGUCCUUCAGAAGCUCUUCAAUUCCGUCCUCCAUGGUGGCACUACUCCAGAGGAAGCGCGAUGGUCUUGUUCUUUAA
Parnassius apollo (apollo) is the source of this 657-nucleotide messenger RNA. The record is from the annotation of a GenBank genome assembly. NCBI's taxonomy places the organism in Eukaryota, Metazoa, Arthropoda, Insecta, Lepidoptera, Papilionidae.